This is a messenger RNA of Actinia tenebrosa (Australian red waratah sea anemone), 5072 nucleotides long. RefSeq names its product A.superbus venom factor 1. Gene Ontology annotation, cellular component: extracellular region. The record is from RefSeq and is a predicted model, not a curated record. NCBI's taxonomy places the organism in Eukaryota, Metazoa, Cnidaria, Anthozoa, Actiniaria, Actiniidae. Gene Ontology annotation, molecular function: endopeptidase inhibitor activity; protein binding.
GCUAGUUCAUCGCGAGGCAAAAGAGGUUGCAAGAUGAAGAUGCUCUUGUACAUCAUYCUAUUUACUGCAGCUAGCUGUGCAUCAGCUCAAAGGUACUUUAUUWCAGCUCCAAACGUCUUUCACGUGGGUACUCCAGUAAACGUCUCUGUUACCGUCUUUGGAAUCAAUUCACCGAUAACAGUACGACUUUUUCUUCAAGACUUUCCAUAUAGACGAAAAACAUUCUCUUCCGUUCAAGCAGUAUUUCAAAAAGAUGUUCCACAGUUCCUCACAGUAAGGGUUGAUCCCGAGAACACUCGUGACCAAGCAGCAGUAGAUAAACAAUACGUUUAUCUUGUUGCCAAAUCUGAUGAUCAAACAUUACGAUUCCACAAGGAAACCAAAAUACUGCUUAGUUUCAAGGAUGGCGUUAUCCUUAUUCAAACCGAUAAACCCAUCUACACGCCGAAACAAAGGGUCAAAAUCCGUGUUAUACCGCUUGGUUUUGACCUGAUGCCCACCACAAAAAAGGUCGGUUAUCAUCUUAAUUCCUUUAAGCUAUUAUUAUUACCAACAUUCUCCGUCAAGAUCAGUGGUCCUUCAGUGAUACUUCCYACUGAUAAAUUAUGUUCUGUGUACAUAGCAAGCAGUUAUACCCAUGGAAAGUCCGUGCAAGGAACUUUAGCAGUUCGUAUCAAAAUUGUUGGCAUGAAGCAAGAACCCAUUCUUAUAAGUUCAUACAGAAUGCKAAUUCGGAAAGGUCUUGCAACAAUAACGAUCAAACAACGUCACAUAAUGGAUUUACCGGGCAACAUUUGGUUUCCCGAAGGAAGKCGUCUCCAARUCGAGGCUGAUGUAACAGAAUCAUCGACUGGUAUCACUGAACAUGCAAUAGAAAACUCCAUCUUUUUCUCCUCUUCUAAAUACCGCAUCAAGUUCUACAAAACAGCCAAAUACUUCAAACCAGGCAUGCCGUUUUCUGUCAAGGUCAUAGUGUCGUUUCCUGAUGAUAAGCCUGCGYCAAAMAUCGAUGUCARAAUUUCSGYUUCUUCGAUCAAUAGCGACGGUUCAGCGACCGAAGUUGGUCGACAUGCGGGUGAUGGUAAAUCUGAGGCGAAGAAAGAUAGUACCGGGACUGACGGCCAGGCAGAGUUACGAAUUGAUAUYCCACGAGAUGCUAAGAUACUCAAAGUCAAGGUAGAAACAGUUGAAAAAGGUUUGCCGCUGAACCAGAGUGCUGUCAAGGAACUAAUAACGCGUGUUUACACGUCCAAUAGCAAUGAAUAUUUGAUGUUAAGGCAGACAAGCUCUGCUAGUGUUGGCAAGACCGUCUUCUGUUAUGCAACAUUCCUUACUAACAACGAAGUUAAUAAACUAUCGUAUAUGGUUGUAUCCCGGGGACAAAUCGUGCACCAUAAUGUCUUAGUUAAUAAGUUUGGUUUGGGUGCAACGAUAAGUUUUCAAAUUACAAGUAUGAUGUCACCAUCUGCUCGCUUGGUUGCGUAUUACAUAUCAUCAGGAGGAGAAGUGAUUGCUGAUUCUAUCUUAUUGGAAGUUGACGRUUCUUUACCAAACCAGAUUCAAAUCAUCGAAGAUAAGGAAACCAAAGACCCCAGUUUAUCAUGGAGACCAGGAGAACCGUAUAUUAUUAAAGUACUGGGAAGAAAAGGCACUCGCGUGGGGAUUCUAGGGGUUGACAAAAGUGUCUACCUGUUACGGAAUGACAGUAGUUUAACUCCAAAGCGURUGUUUGACGAGCUAGAGAAUCUCGAUCUUGGAUGCGGAGUUGGAAGUGGCAAAGAUACGCAAGGAAUUUUUAAGAAUGCUGGCAUUGCUGUUAUUGCUCCAUCACUCGCAACCCCUGGACGUCAAGAUUUCAUAUGUGAUGACCCUCUUCCGAGACAAAAAAGGUCUGUCAUCCAAAACAUGGGGGCUUUAGCGAGAAGUGGAGAUUUUGAAGAUUUUGGAGAUUUUGGAGACUUUGCCGGCCCCUCGGACGACGAACUAAUCGAGAUGACUCAAGUACGAAGCUAUUUUCCAGAGACUUGGAUUUACGAAGAAAAGGUUAUAGGAGAUGAAGAAAACCACAUUGAUUGCCAGAAAUACUUGCAAAAGGACCAAUGUGGCAGAGCAAUGCUAGUAGCAACCUUACCACAUACCAUCACAAGUUGGGUUGUACAGGCUGUUGCUGUUUCUAACACCUCAGGAUUUGGAAUUGCAAAGCCGUUAAAUAURAAAACCUUUCAACGUUUCUUCAUGCGUUUCACGAUGCCAUACUCUGCUCAACUUGGCGAACAGAUAUCGAUCCUAGCCACUGUAUAUAACUACCAAARCACAGAAGGAGCGAUAUUCUGCCGAACCUGUCCCGAAGUUAACCGCGUGGAAUGUCCAAGAGCAUUACUGUCGAUCGGUGUGUUACAAGACAGAAAACAGGCUUCUGAAGGAAAUCAAGACUUGAAUAAAGCGAAAAACGCAAGUUUUCGCAGUGAACGUACCUUUGAUAGAUCCAAAAAGACACAAUAUGAUAUUAUUCUAGUAGAAGUUCCUAAAGAAAGCAUUCCGGAAUCUGUUGGCGCCAUGAUAUACUUUACCGGUAAUAUGAUUGGACCGGCUGUUACUAAUUUGAUCAGCGGAGGACUAGAGAGCCUUUUACGCAUGCCCACUGGAUGUGGUGAACAAACCAUGAUAUACAUGUCCCCCAAUGUGUACGUCCUACAGUACCUCACCAACACGAGACAAGUAACAGCAAGCGUUGAGGAGAAAGCUUACAAGUUUAUCCAGUCAGGCUAUCAACGUGAACUCAACUAUCGAAGAUCUGAUCAUUCGUUUAGUGCAUGGGGAGAAAGAACUCCUGGAAGUACAUGGCUGACAGCUUUCGUUCUUAAAGUAUUUUGUCAAGCCAGUAGGUUUGAUGGCGUGCAGAUUGACCAGGAUCUCCUUUGUCAGUCUGUUGACUGGCUAGUUCAAAACCAACGUGCAGAUGGCGCCUYCCCAGAAAUCGCAUCUGUAUACCAUAGAGAAAUGGUGGGUGGUGCGUAUCAAAGUCAUAGCGACAUUGCAAUGACAGCAUUCGUGGUCACCGCUCUAAUGGAAUGUAAAUGCAACGGCUUGCUUAAAACAGCUGAAAUCACGAGGGCUAUUACUUUUCUUGAAAAUAAUAUGGCGAACAUUAACAACAAACCUUACCAUUUGGCUCUAACAACGUAUGCUUUAGCGAUGGCAAACAGUCCGGCAAGAAUCAGAGCUAAUGAUCAGCUUGUACAACUCGCUCUGCACAAUUCAGCUACCUCUAGCCGWCACUGGAAUGCUGGUGGUCAUGCGCUCAACAUAGAGACCGCUGCAUACGCGUUGCUGGCUCAAGUCAAAAUGAAUCGACUAAAGUACGCAGGACCUAUUGUAAUCUGGYUGACAGAGCAAAAAAAUUCAGGCGGAGGAUUUCAGUCCACUACUGAUACAUGCGUGGCACUUCAGGCCCUGGCAGUUUACAGUGAGCAAAAACCGGAAGUAAAGUUAGACCUGAAAGUCACAAUCCGGUCAGAGCUGGGCCAAAACRUCAAUUUAUUCAAACAGCUCAAGAUAAACAAGGAAAAUGCCUUAUUACAGCAAUCAGUUGAUAUAUUUGAAUACUUAGGAGGAGACAUAUUUGUAGAUACGGUUGGUWCAGGUGUUGCACAAAUGCAGGUCGACGUGAAGUAUAAUGUUCCAUCAACGAGAAAAGAUCGGUGCGACUUCAUGGUGAGUGUUACAGUAAGUGAAGAUGGCAAUGGACGAACACUGACAAGAUUACCACUGAAUGAUGCUCCAGCACUUGCACCCACAAGAAAACCAAGAGGCAAGAAGAACAUCAAAAAGAACAAGAAAAAUAGGAAUAAGCCUAACAAAAACAAGAAGCCUAAGAAAAGCAAGAAGUCUAACAAAAACAAGAAGGGAAACAAAAACAAGAAGGGAAACAAAAACAAGAAGGGAAACAAAAACAAGAAGGGAAACAAAAACAAGAAGGGAAACAAAAACAGGAAGGGAAAUAAAAACAAGAAACCUAAGAAAAACAAGAAGCCUAACGAGCAAUCGCACAAAGGAAAACCCCUCAUCAUAAGAGUUUGCGCACAAUAUAAAAAACCUGGAAAGACAGGAAUGUCUAUUAUAGACGUUGGGUUAUUUACCGGAUACGAAGUGGACAUCAACUCAGUGAAAGAGAUGGAGAAAAAUGGAACCAUUGCUAAUUACGAACUUUCUCAAAGAUCAAUUGUGUUUUACUUGGAUGAGAUUGAUAGUGCAAGGCAAGUUUGCGUGGCACUCAAGGUAUCGCCCAUAAUYGCMGUUGAUGCCGUUUAUCCUGUCCCUGUGAAAGUCUACAACUACUACGAACCCGAUGAGGCCUGCAUUAAAUUUUAUAGCUUGGAUAAUUCUUCCCUUGUCAUGGGCAGCUGCGAAGGAAAAUCUUGUAAAUGUACUCAAGAUAAAUGCACAGCCCCAAACCCAAGCAUCAGUAAUUUGAAUAAACUGGUUCGACAAGUAUGCAGSMUGUAUAACUAUGUAAUCAAGGUCGAGGUACUUCUUGUAGAUGAACAAAAUACUUGGCUGACGUACAACGUGGUGGUUAUACAAGUCAUCAAACAAGGAAAUACCGUACUAAAGAGCCGACAGGUCAUCGAAUUGCGCAAGAGAGGUAUGUGYAAUAGUCCAAGACUCAAAAAGGGUGACAUCUUGUUGGUGAUGGGACGAGACAAGUCUGGCAAGUACAUUCUGGAUAACAGUGCAUUUGUCAAGAAAUGGAGAGGAAGAGACUCUCGACAACUUGACACGUUGGUCAGAAGGAUUGCUGAUGGGAAAUGUCCAUAGAUCAGCUGACAGCAGCACGUGAUGGUAUAGCUACAUGCUAUACUAUCGAACUCCAUAAAGAUAUACGCGUUAGAAUCAGGACAAUGAAAUGGUUGAGUUUUAAUUCAGGACGCUCUAUCUAGAGAUUUUAGCUGGUAGAGGGGACACUAACAGGUGCAUGCAACGCAUUUAAAUGUCAAAGAGCUUUACAAUAUUUAGUAAAUGCCCUAGAAUAUUAUAUCAAUGAGAAUAAAAAAUAAAUCAUCAUAAUGGUU